CUAAUAUUGACGUUAUGUGAUAGUGAUUAUUAUUGGUGAACUUUAUAGAACUGCAUGUUAAUUAAGAAAAUGAUAAGAUCGUACUACAUUUGAAUGUCGGCCAUAUUGUCGCGAACGGUAACCCGGUGAUGCGCGGCGCGGACGCCACGAUGAGCUCAUUCCUCAUGAACGGUGGAUACCAGCCGCAGCCCGAUCCUAAAUUCCCGCCUUCUGAAGAAUACAGCCAAGCAGACUACAUCCCACCUGGAGAGUACUACCAACAUCAGCACUUACAAUACGGUUACCAACAUCAAUAUGCGCCGGUUCAGAUUGGAACAGGGUAUGGAUACGGUGGUUACUACCAUCCAUUGCCCCAGCAUCCGCCCGUCGCUCCACCGCCUCGACCGCCAGAGCCGUCGCACCCAUCAGACGCGGAUCAUGGCUACGUUUCCCAUAGUACUGAAGCUGCACCUGGUCUUGCGGAGCUCGGCUUACGUCUGGAGAGGCACAUUGAAGAGGCUGCGCCCGCCGGUAGAAAACUGCACGCAUUGGGUCGCGAAGGCUCGCCUGUAUCCGAGAUGGAUGAUGAAAGACUUCUCCUAGAUAGCCCUCCGGUAGAUGACGAUGACUCCUCAAUUUGCUCGGACAAUACGGAUAGAGUUAUAUAUCCAUGGAUGAAGAAGAUUCACGUUGCUGGUGCUUCUAAUGGCACAUUUCAACCCGGAAUGGAACCGAAAAGACAACGAACAGCAUACACCAGACACCAAAUAUUAGAGCUCGAAAAAGAAUUCCACUACAAUCGGUAUUUAACACGAAGAAGAAGGAUAGAAAUAGCCCACACUCUAGUCUUGUCUGAAAGGCAAAUCAAAAUAUGGUUUCAAAACAGACGGAUGAAAUGGAAGAAGGAUAACAAAUUGCCCAAUACCAAAAACGUUAGAAGAAAAACGAAUCCAGCCGGGGUCACGACCACGACCACUAAAGGAGCCACACCAAAGAGUAGAUCUAAUAAGAAUACUAAUAACAAUGAUAAGAAAAAGUCCAAUAACAAUGGUCGACCAGAUAGCAUAGAGAAUGUUACUGAUAAUAUUAUGAAUGACUUACAUUGUGUCGGAGCGCAGAAUCUAUCGCACGAUCCGGCGAUAAGUCCGAUGACUCAUCCCGGUAGCCAAAUGACUCCGGGACAUCCGAUGACGCCACAUCAUUUGCACAUGAUGAGUAUGCACGCAGGCAUGGACCCCAGUAUGGUAGCCAAUCUCUCGGCUCAUGGAUCCCCUGUGGGUAACACCGGCUGUGGCACGGGUAUGAACUCCGCCAACCCACCAGUCAUCAAAUCUGACUACGGACUGACCGCCUUAUAAUCCUUAUAAAUGUAUAGAAAAGAAUACUAUAUUUUCAUUAAUGAACUAU
This is a messenger RNA of Papilio machaon (common yellow swallowtail), 1386 nucleotides long. It is a transcript of the gene Dfd, whose product is annotated as homeobox protein Hox-B4. Gene Ontology annotation, biological process: anterior/posterior pattern specification; regulation of transcription by RNA polymerase II. Gene Ontology annotation, cellular component: nucleus. Bases 129 to 1337 code for a protein of 402 amino acids. The transcript is spliced from 3 exons. NCBI's taxonomy places the organism in Eukaryota, Metazoa, Arthropoda, Insecta, Lepidoptera, Papilionidae. The record is from RefSeq and is a predicted model, not a curated record. Gene Ontology annotation, molecular function: RNA polymerase II cis-regulatory region sequence-specific DNA binding; DNA-binding transcription factor activity, RNA polymerase II-specific.